GUCAGUUUCUCCGCGUCGCGUGCACUUUCGGGAGCGCGCCGCUCACUUUCGCCCGCACGCAGUCAUGCUGGACCCGUCUUCCAGCGAGGAGUCGGCCGAGGAGGGCCUCGAGGAGGGCCGGGGGGACGCCCCGCCGCCCGGCAACGCGCACAAGUCCGUGCCCGCGCUGGGGACACACCCCCGGGAUGGGAAGCGAGCAGGUGCGGCGCGCCCCCGAUCCGUCAGCCCGAGUCCGUCCGUGUCCAGCGAGAAGGACAAAAUCGAGCAGGAAAAGCUUCAGAAGGAAGAAGCGGACAGGAGGAUGAAGCUGCAGAUAUACGUGUUCGUGCUCAGGUGCAUCUCGUACCCCUUCAACGCCAAGCAGCCCACCGACAUGGCCCGCAGGCAGCAGAAGCUGCACAAGCAGCAACUCCAAGGCGUGAAGGAACGCUUCCAGGCCUUCCUCAACGGCGAGAUCCAGAUCGCAGCGGACGAGGCCUUCUGCAACGCUGUCCGCAGCUACUACGAGGGCUUCCUGAAGAGUGACCGCGUGUCCCGCAUGGUGCAGAGCGGCGGAUGCUCUGCGUAUGACUUCCGCGAGGUCUUCAAGAAGAACAUAGAGCGGCGCGUGCGCAGCCUUCCCGAGAUCGAUGGCCUCAGCAAGGAGACUGUGCUGAGCUCCUGGUUGGCCAAGUACGAUGCCAUCUUCCGGGGUGACGAGGACCUGCGGCGCCAGCCCCCCAGGGUGCCCCUCCAUGGCAUGUCGGAGCUGAUCCUGAGCAAGGAGCAACUGUACGAGAUGUUCCAGCAGAUCCUCGGCAUCAAAAAAUUUGAACACCAGCUGCUGUAUAACGCCUGCCAGCUGGACAACGUGGACGAGCAGGCGGCACAGAUUCGCAGGGAGCUGGACGGGCGGCUGCAGGUUGUGGAGCGCAUAGCGGCGGAGAAGAAGUUUCCCAAGUUUAUCUCCAAGGACAUGGAAGCGAUGUACAUUGAGGAGCUGAGAGCAUCCAUAAACUUACUGAUGGCCAACUUGGAGAGUCUUCCAGUCUCAAAGGGAGGCCCAGAGUACAAGUUGCAGAAGCUCAAGCGUUCUUCCAUCAACUCAUCGUUUCUGGACAUGGUGGAUGAGAACGACGUGCUCUCCAAGUCCGACGUGGUCCUGACCUUCAACCUCGAGAUCGUGAUUAUGGAGGUACAGGGACUCAAAUCCGUGGCCCCCAACAGGAUCGUGUACUGCACCAUGGAGGUGGAGGGAGGCGAGAAGCUGCAGACGGACCAGGCGGAGGCCUCCAGGCCACAGUGGGGUACGCAAGGAGACUUCACCACCACGCACCCCCUGCCGGUUGUUAAGGUGAAGCUGUUCACAGAGAGUACAGGCAUGCUCGCCCUGGAGGACAAGGAGCUGGGCAGGGUGGUUCUGAACCCCACCACCAACAGCCCCAAAGCAGUGGAGCUACACAAGAUGGUGGUGCCCAAGAACAGCCAGGAUGCUGAUCUGAAGAUCAAGCUGGCGGUGCGGAUGGACAAGCCCCCCAAUAUGAAGCACAGCGGGUAUCUGUAUGCUCUUGGACAAAGGGUGUGGAAGAGAUGGAAAAGGCGGUAUUUCGUACUUGUUCAGGUCAGUCAGUACACCUUCGCCAUGUGCAGCUACCGGGAGAAGAAAGCAGAGCCACAGGAGCUGAUGCAGCUGGAGGGCUAUACAGUUGACUACUCGGACCCCCAGCCAGGUCUCCAGGGCGGCCGGGCGUUCUUCACUGCUGUCAGGGAAGGUGACCUUGUUGUGUUUGCCAGUGAUGAUGAGCAAGACCGUGUCCUAUGGGUCCAGGCUAUGUACCGGGCUACGGGCCAGUCGUACAAACCAGUUCCACCCUCCCAGAACCAAAGGCAGAAUUGCAGAGAUGGAAACCUGCAGGCUGAUGCUCCCGUUUCACUGCUCAGUUUGGAGAGAUCGCAGAGGCAAGGUGUGGAAGAGCUGAUUUCGGCUGUCCCGUGCCGAUUUGAUCAUGCUGUGCUUUUCGGCACACUGCAAAGACACACACUGCAGCAUCGCAUGAAUGAUUCCUACUCCUGCCUGGGCUGGUUCAGUCCAGGUCAGGUGUUUGUGCUGGACGAAUACAGCGCCCGGUACGGUGUGCGGGGGUGCCAUCGUCACCUGAGCUACUUGAAGGACCUCAUGGAGUACGCUGAGAGGAGCGCCAUCAUCGACCCCACCCUGCUGCACUAUAGCUUUGCCUUCUGUGCUUCCCAUGUUCACGGAAACAGACCGGACGGGGUGGGCACUGUCACCGUAGAGGAGAAAGAGCAGUUUGAAGAGGUCAGAAAACAGCUUUUAAGUCUACUGGAAAACGAGAUUGUUAAUUUCAGGUACUGUUUCCCAUUUGGGCGACCAGAGGGGGCACUCAAAGCCACACUCUCCCUGCUAGAGAGGGUUCUGAUGAAGGACAUCUCUUCACCAGCCCCAGCCGAGGAACUCAAGGGCCUUGUUCAGAAAUGCCUGGAGAAAGCAGCGCAGGUCAAUUACACCCAGCUUAUUGACUACGCCCACAUUGAUGCGGAUGCUGAGGCACCACCAGAGAAGCGACUGGAUGACAUGAUUCGACUGGCUGGUCUGUGCACUGAGGUGCUGCAGCAGAAUGACGAGUACCACUCGGAGGCUUUCUCCUGGUGGCCGGAGGUGAUGGCAGAGCAUGCCGAGACCUUCUUGUCCUGGUACAGUGCAGACAUGGACCCCGUACUGCAGGUGCAGUCCCGCGACUCCUGGGACAGUUUUCCGCUUUUCCAGAUCCUCAACAACUUCCUGAGAACAGACCCUCAUCUCUGCAAUGGGGUGUUCCACAAGCACCUGCAGGAGCUCUUCAUGCCAUUGGUGGUGCGGUACAUUGACCUGAUGGAGUCCUCCAUUGCCCAGUCUGUCCACCGUGGUUUCGAGCAGGAGACCUGGCAGUCUGUCAAGACCAUAACUGACAGCCUUCCCAACGUGCCUCUGCCCAAAGUGCCCAGUUUGCCCCUCUCCCUCCCUCAGCUGCCCAGCUUCUCGCCGCCCUCAUGGAUGGGGCCUCUGUGUGACAACACCAAUGGCUCGACAACAUCAGAAGACCUGUUCUGGAAGUUGGAUGCUCUGCAGAUGUUUGUCAUGGACCUGCGCUGGCCGGAGCCUGAGUUUGCCAGACAGCUGGAGAAGAGACUCAGACAGAUGGCCAGUAGUAUGGUAGAAGCCUGCGUCAAGAGGACAAAAGCGGCUUUUGAUGCCAAGAUGCAGAAGGCCAGCAAGUCGACGGACUUCCGGGUGUGUCUCUCCGUCUGCACCAUGUUCAACGUGCUGAUGGACGCCAAGAAGCACUGCUCCAAGCUCUGCCUACUGGACAUGGGCCAAGAGCAACCGUACCAUUCCAGAACUGACGUCCUGAUUGAUGAGGCCUUGAAAGAGAUGAUUUCCUGCUUGGUGUCUAAGUUUGCUGCGGUUUUAGAAGUGCUGCUCUCCAAGCUCUCAAGAUAUGAUGAAGGGACAUUCCUCUCUUCCAUCCUGACCUUCACAGUGAAAGCAGCUUCCAAAUAUGUGGAUGUUCCCAAGCCCGGUAUGGAUCUGGCGGAUGCCUACAUUACCUUUGUGAGGCAGAACCAGGACAUCCUGAGAGAUCGGGUCAAUGAGGAGAUGUACGCAGAGAAGGUGUUUGAGCAAUGGUACACCAGCUCCGUGAAGGCCGUGUGCAUUUGGCUAACGGAUCGACUGGACCUGCAGCUCCACCCCUACCAGCUGAGGACCCUCAUCAAGAUUGUUAAGAAAACAUACCGCGACUUCAGGCUCCAGGGGGUCCUGGACGGAACCCUGAACAACAAGAGCUACGAGACCGUGUACAACAGGCUGACGCUGGAGGAGGCGACCCUCUGCGUUGGCGCCGGCGACAGUCUCCAGGGCAUCUCCAUGAGGGACAGCGACGAGGAGGAGGGCUAGCACCUAGCGCUUGUGCCAAGCUCCGCCACGACAAAGGCAGCUCUCACCAGGGGUUCACGCGGAGGGGACCGUACACUGCAGCGCGCCCCACGCUCCGCUAUGAAAUCAUUUGCGCUGUCUCGAGUGCUCAAGACUGCAACCGACUCCGCGCGCAGAGGUCAUCCUGCUUGUACAGUACAGCUCAGUGGACACAAGGGGGCACUACACCUGUCUGUUUACUGUACCUUGCAAUCACGGUCAUUCCUCAUUUACUGCACCAAAACAUCGCCUCUGUCAUGUUAUUACUGUAUCAGUCUUGAUAAAGAUUUCUCGCAAUGUUUGAAGGCACGGAAAUGGACAAGUCGAGGUUUGCAGAAGAAUAAACGUGCGGUUCUGUCAGGCCUGAGGUUACACUCCUUGGCCUGUCGUUGAGGUCAGAGGGGUUCCGAUGAAACCAGGACCUGCGGGCACCUUUGUGUACCCCGUGUGCCACAUCUCUUGGGUACCUCCUGUACGUGAAGACCAAAGUACUGCAGAUGUCACAUACGGUGUGUUAUGUGUUUUACGUGUGUUUGAACUUAACCGUUGCUAGCAAAAAAUCAUGAUGGCUUUGAAUUAUCUCGUCCUUGUCUGUAUUAGGCCGUGCAUCAUGCCUGAAAGUUUAAACACAGUGUAACUGUUAUGCCAGUUUACUUUGAGAAAUUAGUGUCAGUAAAGUCACAAGGAGAGUACGAGAAACAUUUGUAUAUUUAUAUU
This is a messenger RNA of Scleropages formosus (Asian bonytongue), 4669 nucleotides long. Its product is annotated as calcium-dependent secretion activator 2-like. The transcript has 28 exons. Gene Ontology annotation, biological process: dense core granule exocytosis; synaptic vesicle exocytosis; positive regulation of exocytosis. Gene Ontology annotation, cellular component: glutamatergic synapse. The record is from RefSeq and is a predicted model, not a curated record. Bases 65 to 3934 code for a protein of 1289 amino acids. NCBI's taxonomy places the organism in Eukaryota, Metazoa, Chordata, Actinopteri, Osteoglossiformes, Osteoglossidae.